Messenger RNA from Tachysurus fulvidraco (yellow catfish), 1783 nucleotides. RefSeq names its product cell division cycle associated 3 (gene cdca3). The transcript is spliced from 7 exons. NCBI's taxonomy places the organism in Eukaryota, Metazoa, Chordata, Actinopteri, Siluriformes, Bagridae. The record is from RefSeq and is a predicted model, not a curated record. Bases 222 to 1583 code for a protein of 453 amino acids.
CCCAAAUGCGCUGCAGCGGUUUAAAUAGUCGCUGUGUCUGUUUGUGAGCAGCGCACCUGGGUGUCGUGUAGCGGGUUAGUAACAACUCAAUAUAUUUGUCUCUCGGCUUUUUUUUUAUUUAAAGUUUUACAGUUUACUUUACGAGGUUUAAAAAGAGGUAAACCGAGGAAAGGGUUACCGAAGGAAAAGGUUUGUGUGGAACACAGUAGUUUCAGCAGAUCAUGGGUACCAGCGAGAGCAAGAUGGCUGUAGAACCAACGCCCAAGCCAGAUCCAAUUCAGCGUCUAAAGAAUCAACGCUUAGCCCAUCUCGCAGAUCCUCGAUCUCCCUCCUGCGAAAUCAACCGUACACCUAUACAGGUGAAUGGAGUAGCAUCUAAAAUCCAAGAGAUUCAGGAAUCAGUUGGCCCUGUGUUUGUUGAUCCGCGUUCACCUUCUGUUGGCAUUGUUCGCACGCCACUAAAGGACAGCAUGAAAGUAACAGUCACCUCACUGGCUCGUCGGUUGAGCACAUUCUUCCUUAACGAUGUGAUGGUUGGAGACUCUGUCCCCACUCCUCCCCCACCUGUGUCCUUUAUGGAACAUCAUAGGAUGCCUAGUGUAGAGCAGAAAGAAGAGCCGAGCUCCAAUGAGCCCCUCCUCCCACCUCAUUCCGAUGACCCUCUUAAUGGGCCUAUCAAAUGUCCAUCUACUCCGACAAAUUUCAGCUCUUCCAUGGGUUAUGGCUCCUUCUGCAGCAGUCCAUUUGUGGUGGUCAGUGGGGUUCAGGUGGAGGUUGGGGCAGAUGCUGACACCACUAUUGAUGAGGCUGAGGAGGCUGUCCUUAUGGCCGGGUCUCCCCUUAAGCGUGAGCUCAGUCUCAGCAUGCUCGGCUGCCGUGAGGGUGUUUACUCGCCAGAGUUCUUCCCCUCCGCUGAGGAGCGUCCUUCCACUCCUCUUCCUCCUUUGGAGGACAGGCAAGAUGUGAAUCAUUCUUCUGCACAGCCUUGCAUCACCUGUGAGCCCAUACAGUCUGCUCCUGUUCCAGUCCAAGAAGCCAUCUUGCCAACAAGCACUACUGACCUGCCACAGUCACCUGAGCAGGAGGUUGUUGUAGAAAAAACUGCUAUUCUGCCAGAGCCAGUUUUUAAACAGCCUGAGAAGCCAGUGUUGGCCAAUUCUGAACCAAACAAGAGUGAGGUCCCGGUACAUGGUAUAACAUUUCCCAGGUUUGACACCCGUAGCCCGAGCCAGGCUGUAUUUAAACCCCAGUGGCUGGGUGUUGGAUUUGGCGUGUCGGGUGUCCGUGCUAGAGGAGUUCAGAACCGUGGGAGAGGACUCUCCUCCCCACUGUCCACCCGCAGACCAGCUACUGAUGAGAAUGAGAAUAAGGUUGUGGUCAACAAACAAAAGCAGAGAGGUAAUUUGCAAACAUGCAAAACGCUUAUUGGUGAAGGCAGGUCCCCUUUGCAGAUCCUCAAGGAAACCAAUUCACCCAGAAAAAACAGUGCACAGAUGAAGCUGAAGGUUUCUACUCCAGAGCAACAGAGGUUUGGACAAAUGGACAGAAGAGCCCUCAUUCUUUCUCUGAACAAAGAGAACUAGUCCAGGGCAGAAAUUGGUUUACAUUUCUAAGCAUAAACUCUGUACAUAGGCUUAGUUUCUCUCUCAGAAAGCAGCUGUACAGUAAUUAUAAACGGUGUGUGUGUGCCUUGUGGAUGUAAUUUUACGUUCCUUUUCUGCCAUCUUUUCAGUGUCUUCCUUUUUUUCCUAAACAUUUGUAAAUAAAAUCAAUUUUAAUUUUA